Molecule: messenger RNA, 896 nt
Organism: Paramacrobiotus metropolitanus
Lineage: Eukaryota; Metazoa; Tardigrada; Eutardigrada; Parachela; Macrobiotidae
Product: blasticidin-S deaminase-like
Exons: 1
Coding region: 124-552 (142 amino acids)
Cellular component (GO): cytosol
Molecular function (GO): zinc ion binding; cytidine deaminase activity
Source: RefSeq, a predicted model, not a curated record
UGCCAGAGCGUGACAAUGGAUCAGCUGUUUUUGCCUGUUGUUUUGUGUUUUCUGUUACUGAUGAUUGUAUCCAUAGAAAAUAUCGUACGAUAUUAAUUAUUAGUAAGACCACCGGGAUGCACCAUGAUUGGCGGUAUAACUCCAUUAACCGUUACACCAGCUGACGAGGAACUGGCCCAGGCAUCUAUCGACAUUAUUGAAAUACUCUUCAAGCCUAAUUUCCAUGCAGUCGGAGCAGCUCUGCGGACGAAAUCCGGAAAGUUGUACACAGCUGUACAUCUGGAAGCGGGUAUCGGGAGAAUCGCGGUAUGCGCGGAAGCCAUCGUUCUGGGCAAAGCUAUCUCCGAGGGCGAAACGGAAUUCGAUGCGAUUGUGGCUGCACUACACCAGGACGAUGGAAAAGUCAACGUGUGCUCUCCGUGCGGAAUGUGCCGCGAAUUACUGACGGAUUAUCAGAAGGAUAUCGACGUGAUUCUGUUGGAGAAUGGCAAACUGCUCAAAUGCAAGAUGAUGGAUUUACUGCCUUUGAAAUAUUCCGGCGUAGGAACGUAACCAUUGCUGUUUAAAACAUUAAUUGUUUUCCGCACUGCAUGAUUGAUGGAUUUCCGCAUCAUUUUACGUACGAAUUUCAGGUCCACGCUUUGCUUCGAUUUUUGCAGAUCGAACAGCGAGUCGCCGAGUAUAUGUACCAUUGUUUCAAUAAUAAUUGAGUUUUCAUUUUGUAAUUUUUUUCUGAAUUGUUUUGCGCUUUUAUUUUGUAUGGAUGGUUAUGUGCUAAUAAGUAAUUCUGUGAUUUUUAAGGAACAUUUUACGCAAGUGACCAUUUUACACAAGUUUUACUUACUUGCCUUUGUUUUAUUGAGUUCUUCUUUCAUCACGCGAAAUAAAUUUCACAU